UGUGCGUCCGGGUUGGGUCGGCCCCAGCGAGCGGUUUCCUCUCCCUCCCCUCCGUCUCCUCUUCCCUGCGCCCCUGCACCGCCGUGCCCUCGGAGGGAGCGCCGCCCGCUCCGUGAGGGAAUCAGUAGUUUCCUGAAUAAACCAGAGAGUCACCUGAGACGCAAAGAUGUUGGAAGAAGAUAUGGAGGUGGCCAUCAAGGUGGUAGUAGUAGGAAAUGGAGCUGUUGGGAAGUCCAGUAUGAUUCAGCGAUAUUGCAAGGGGAUUUUUACAAAAGACUACAAGAAAACUAUUGGUGUAGAUUUCCUGGAAAGACAGAUCCAAGUUAACGGUGAAGAUGUCAGGCUAAUGUUAUGGGACACUGCAGGUCAAGAGGAAUUUGAUGCAAUAACUAAGGCCUACUAUAGAGGAGCCCAGGCUUGUGUUCUUGUGUUUUCGACAACUGACAGAGACUCCUUCAAAGCAAUCCCUACCUGGAAGCAAAAAGUUGUGACUGAAGUUGGAGACAUUCCCACAGUUCUUGUGCAGAAUAAGAUUGAUCUUCUUGAUGACUCUUGCAUAAAGAAUGAGGAGGCGGAAGCGCUGGCAAAGAAGCUGAAGGUGCGGUUCUACCGAGCGUCGGUGAAGGAAGACCUGAACGUGAGCGAAGUUUUUAAGUAUUUGGCUGAUAAAUAUCUUCAAAAGCUCAAGCAACAAACAGCAGAAGAUUCAGAAGUAGUACAUAAAAGCAGUAACAAGAUUGGUGUUUUUAAUACAGCUGGUGGAAGCCACCCCAACCAGAAUUCUAGCACUCUUAAUGGUGGAGAUGUCAUCAACCUUAAACCCAACAAACAGAGGACCAAGAAAAACAGAAGUCCUUUCAGCAACUGCAGUAUACCUUAGACCACUUUUGGAGGAAAUUAAGCAGCUCAGAGAAUUGGAUGAAGUUGUGCAAUUGACUACAGAAUAAAGCCAGCUGUAGAGGUAUUUUUACCGGUGCUUUAGCAAAUCUUGUGCCUCCUAGACAGAGGGUGGAUUUUGCUGAACUUGCCGACGCCGUGGGUUUGUUGUGUGCCGUGAGACACCUGGUGGUGACACACAGAACCGUGGCUGCCUCGUGCACUUUGUACAGAUUAGGUGAGCUUUUCCUUUCUCAAGGGAUUACUUACAGAGCUAUGAACUAGGUGUUGCUGAAUUGCAAAGCACAUUUGAUGUAAGGAUAA
This is a messenger RNA of Melospiza georgiana, 1200 nucleotides long. It is a transcript of the gene RAB23, whose product is annotated as RAB23, member RAS oncogene family. The record is from RefSeq and is a predicted model, not a curated record. Gene Ontology annotation, molecular function: GTPase activity; GTP binding. Lineage: Eukaryota; Metazoa; Chordata; Aves; Passeriformes; Passerellidae. The coding region runs from base 167 to 880 and encodes 237 amino acids. The transcript is spliced from 7 exons.